GGUUGCCAUAGCAGCAAAGAAAAAUGGCGGACGCUUUUCUCGGAUUGCUGGCUCCGUGGACUGAUGCCGUCCCUCGAUGAAGCUUGUCGAAUGCAUUUCGCCGACUGAAAUGUGGGAGCCUACGAAGAACAAGAAGUACGGCGUUGUGGUGUGCUUCUAUCGCGGAAACACGAGGCACGGCCUCCCCCUGUCCGUCGGAGAGACCGUCCACAUCCUGGAAGAAUGUUCGGGCUGGUACAGGGGAUUCUGCUUGAACAACAAGUCAGUCAAGGGAAUUUUCCCAGCAUCAUGUGUGAGGCUAAAGAGCUUCCGAAUCAGCAAUGAAGGGCCGUACGAGACGGUGGUCGGUGCAGACGAACCGACGGUGUUUGAGGCGGCCUGCGUGCUGCGAGAGUGGCACCCUGUCUGGAAGAAGCUCUACCUGGAGCGGGACAGCGUCAAGUUCCUGGCCAUCCAGAAGGUGAUGUGCGACCUGCUGGAGUGGCGCCGGCAGAUGGUCACGGGCAAGCUGACCCAGGACCAGAUGUGGGACCUCAAGGUCAAGAUGACCGCCAAGAUCGACUGGGGAAACAGACUGCUGGACAUGGACCUUGUUCCGCGAGUGGAGUGCGCCGUCGUGGAUCCCGACAUGCUGAGUCCCGUGGAGCUGUACCAGGUGCACUUGGAAAGUGUAGACAACAUUGGAGGGCCUGCGGGGAGCACGCUGCGUCGCCGGGAGAAGGCGGUGUCGCGUGCGGCCCAGUCGCAGCAACUGUACCUGGCCAUGCGGGACUUCAGCUACAACCCCGGGGAGAACCUCGAGCUGCGCUUUGCUCUGUACGAUGCGCACGACGCCCAGUUCCUCAGUGAGAACUUUCUAGUCAGAAUCGCCAAAUGUGGCCAGUCCAACUUCCUCACUAAUCACUUCACUGUGUUCACGGACGUAGGCAAGCCCGACGUCGACGGGCAGGUGUACCUGGUCGUACAAGUGCUCAGGACGGGCCGCUUGCAGAGUGACUCCAAGAAGGGGGCUGGCCAAGGGUACCGGAGGCCCCUGGCCUGUGGAGUGCUCGAGGUGACCAGCCUUCUCAGGGAGAAUGGCAGUGGGCUCAGCAGGGAGAUGGAGCACACCAUCAAGCUCUUCGUAUGCAAUGAGUCUGAUUUCCACCAGCUGCACGAGCUGAUCAUCAAGAAGAUGAGCCACAAGUACAACAUGCUCCCGGGGCAGCCCAACCUGGGUCUGGUGGUGACCCUGUGCUCGCUGCAAGGAGAGCUCUCGCAGCUGCAGCAGGAAAACCCCGUGCUCCUCAAGAGCGCCAUCAUCACCCGCAAGAGGGGCUUCCCGGAUGUCAUCAUGCCCGGGGAUGUGCGCAACGACCUGUACCUGACCCUGGACAGGGGCGAGUUUGAGAAGGGGGGCAAGUCGACCGGCAAGAACAUUGAGGCCACGGUGCUGCUGGUGGCCGCCGAUGGACAGCUGCUCCAGGGUUGCCUGAGUUCCGGGACGGGGGAGGAGCCUUGCUCCGAGUUUCGCUCGCUGGUGCUGUACCACAACAACAACCCACGCUGGUCAGAUACCGUCAAGGUUUCCAUCCCCAUGGAAAUGUUUGAUGGCUCCCACAUACGAAUCGAGUUUCGACACUGCUCCGCGCGUGACAAGGACCGCCGCCUCCUGGGGUUCUCGUUCCUCCCGCUGAUGGACGAGCAGGGCACCAUCAUCCGCAACGGCAGCCACGAGCUCUACGUCUACAAGGCAGACGACAGCUGGCAGAAGGCCCUGGAGGCGGCCCAGUACCGGGGCCUGGCCACGGGGCCCCGCUCGGGCGACGGGCUGGUGCCUGGCUCGCAGGGCGCCGGGGCGGGCCGGAGUCCCCGGGAGGCGCUGCACGUCACCACCCUGCUCUGCUCCACCAAGCUCACCCAGAACGGUGCCCUUUUGUCACUGCUCAAGUGGAAAGUGCAUCCCGACAGAAUUGAAAACGCCCUCAACAACGUCAUCAAGCUGGACGGCGAAGAAAUUGUCAAGUUCCUGCAGGACAUUCUGGACGCCCUGUUCUCCAUGUUCUCGACGGGGGACGGGAACUCGACCGCCUGCUCGGGACUCGUCUUCAAGACCCUGGUUUAUAUCCUGAGCUUGCUGGAGAGCCCCAAGUUUGAGCACUUCAAGCCAGUCAUGGACGCCUACAUCACCAGCCACUUUGCUGCAGCACUCGUCUACAAGGGUUUGCUGAGCUGCGUGGCCCACUGCGCGGAGCUGAUCUGCGACACGGAGGAGCACGCCGCCAUCCAGCACUGCUUCCGCUCGCUCGAGCACGUCUUCAAGUUCAUAGUCCAGUCCAGGCUCCUGUUUGCCAGGGCGACGGGAGACCCCAACGAAGAGGCCUUUUGGGGAGACCUGCACGAGCUCUUCUGCUCCUUCGAGAAGAUGCUCUCUCUGGAAGGGGACUCCAAGGUUCUGCCCAUGCAGGUGUCGCUGGUGCACAGCCUGAGCGGCAUGUACGAGCAGCUGGUGCAGGUGCUGCCCCUGCAGGGGGUGGCUCGCCUGGUGCGCCUCAGCCUGUCCUGGCUGGCCCCCCGGCCGCACCUGGACCUGGCGCAGGCCCGGCUGCGCUGCAUCCAGCGCACCGCCAAGGGCCCCGUCUUCGCUGGUGCCGUGGGGGAGACCCGCCGGGAGCUGCUGGAGGCCUUUGUGGGGCCCCUGCGGGAGCAGCUGUGCCUGGGGCUGGAGCUGCGGCUGUGCACCGAGGUGCUGGGGGACCUGCUGUCGGCCCUGCACAGGGGCGGCCCUGGUCAGGACCUGCCCGUGCUGGCCCUGCUCGAGCCCCUGGUCAACACCCUCUGCGAGCUGGACGCCGACUCCCCGGUCAUGGGUUGGCUGAUGUCCUGCCUGCUGAGCCUGCUGCGGCUGAUGGAGGAGAGCCACUACCUGGCCCUGUGGGACCGGCUGCGGCGGGAGGAGGGCUCCCUUCGGGGCUUCCUGGCGCACACCGUGGCCCUCUUGCACGGCGUGCUGCUGCAGGACAUCUUCCCCCGGGACUGGAUGGUCAUGCGCACCGUGGCCAACCACGUGGCCCUGGGUGCACUGCAGGAAUUCUCACAGGUGCUGACGUCCGACUUUCUGGAACCUUUUGACCAGGAACUGUGGCUGCAGUACCUGACCUUGGCCGUGGCCUUCCUCACCCAGCCUUCCCUGCAGCUGGAGAGCUUCUCAAGCGUCAAGCGGGAGAGGAUGCUCGAAAGGUACGGCGACAUGCGAGUGCUGAUGGGCUUCCAGAUCCUGGCCCUCUGGAACAAGCUCGGCUGCCACAAGGCCUGCUUUGUGCCGGCCAUGGUGGGCCCCUUCCUGAAGAUGACCCUGGUGCGGGAGACGGAGCUGCGCAAGGCCACCCUGCCCAUCUUCUUCGACAUGAUGGACUGCGAGCAAGCCGCCAGGGGAAACUUCCAGCAGGUGGAGUCUGAGCUGAUCGACAAACUGGACAUCCUCGUGAGUGAGAGCAGUGGAGACGACGAGUACCGACAGCUCUUCCACACCAUACUUCUAGAAAAGGUCCGCUGCAACGAGCCCGUCUGGAAGGAGAACGGGGUGAGCUUCAUCAGCUCCAUCACGCGGCUUCUGGAGAGACUGCUGGACUACAGGAACGUCGUGGAGGGGGCGGAGAACCGAGACAAGCGGAUGAGCUGCACCGUCAACCUGCUCAAGUUCUACCGCAGCGAGAUCCAGCGCCAGGAGAUGUAUGUGCGCUACGUGUACAAGCUGUGCGACCUGCACCUGCCAGCCGAGAACUUCACGGAGGCGGCCUUCACGCUCAAGCUGCACGCCGACCUGCUGUCCUGGUCGGGGGACCCGCUGCCGGCGGACGAGAGGCACCGGGAACAGCCCCAGUGGCAGCGCAAGGAGGCCCUCUACCUGCGCAUCCUCAAGUACUUCGACCAGGGAAAGUGCUGGGAAGAAGGAAUUCCUCUGUGCAAGGAGCUGGCAGAACUGUACGAGAAGAGACUGUUCAACUACGAGAAGCUGAGCUCUAUCCUCAAAAUGCAGGCCCAGUUCCUGGACAACAUCCUGACCCAGCUGAGGCCCGAACCGGAGUACUUCCGAGUGGGCUUCUACGGACUCGGCUUUCCCGUCUUCCUCCGUAACAAGGUGUUUGUCUACCGGGGCCUCGAGUAUGAGAAAGUGGUGGCCUUCACUCAGCGCAUGCAGAGCCAGUUUCCCCAGGCACAGCUGCUGACCAAGAACGCCCCGCCCGACAUCGGCAUCCUCGGCUCGGACGAGCAGCACCUUCAGAUCUGCAGCGUAAAGCCCCUUCCCGAGCGCCGGCCAGAGUUUGACGGCCGCGAGGUGCCGGACAAGGUGCUCAACUACUACCUGGUGAACGACGUCCGCAUGUUCCAGUUCGAUCGUCCCAUCCACAAGGAGCCCAUCGACAAGGACAACGAGUUCAAGAGCCUGUGGAUCGAGCGCACCACCCUGGAGACGGAGGAGCGCCUUCCCGGGGUGCUCCCCUGGCAGGCGGUGGUGCACCAACGCCUCCAGGAGGUGCCUCCGCUGGUGCACGCCUGCGAGAGCGUCGAGGCCAUGAACCAGGAGCUGCGCCGCCUGGUGGCGCUCUUCUCGAGGGAGCCCUCGCGGGGCAUCGCGCCCCUCAGCAUGCGCCUGGCCGGGGUCAUAGAGGCGGCCGUCAAUGGUGGCAUCGCCAAGUACCAGGAGGCCUUCUUCGGGCCCCGCUUUGCCCUCGACCACCCCGAACAGGCACCGCACAUCACCAGGCUCAAGGCCCUCAUCCUGGACAAGGUGCACAUCCUGGAGGGAGGGCUUUCCCUGCACGGCAGACUGGCCCCUCCGGAGGUGCUUCCCCUGCAGCGGCGCCUGGUGGACCGCUUUGUGAUCAUGAAGCAGUCGGUGCGCGAGGCCGCCUCUCCCGGGCCGAGCUCCAGGGGCUCCCCGGGGGCAGAGAGCAGGAGGCCGUCCAUCCUCAGCUCUCCACUGCCCCCGGUGCCCCCGGGCAAGAGGCCCGCAUCGUGCGAGCCGUGCGGGGGGAGCACCCGUUCUUCCUCGUCUGGCUCGAGCGUCUACGGCCAGCUGCUGCUGCUGCCCGAGGACUCGGACGACUGCAUCUACAGCCGCCUCCAGGAGGAGCCCGGGGGAGGAGAAGGGAGGCCUCUGGACCUGGCGGCUCCCCCAAUUCCGUCGCGGCCACGCUCGGUCAGCCUCACGGCGCCGGACCAGAAGCUGAGCCUGGCCGAGCAGCAGACGGGGAGGGCCCACCGGAGAGAGCGGUCGGACGGGUCCAGCCACGCCUUCUACAGCUCUCCGACGGCGAGGCCGGGCAGCGAGCACCACAACAGCCUCCUGAGGGAGCACAGGGAGGAGGCCUGCCCUCCCCCACUGCCUCCCCGGGUGGUGGACAGGGGCUCGUCGCUGCUCGAUCCCGACCCGGUGGACUUUGCGAGACCUGCCCUGCCCAGCCGUUCGGGGAGGAAGGAGACCAACGUGAGCGAGCCGUCGAGCGACGCAGUUUCGAGUGGAGGUCCGGAGCUGGUUCCGCCGCCUCUUCCCUGCAAGCGGCUGGGCUCUAACCGGGCAAGCGACGCCCUCGUCGGGACUCCGGACGUCUGAGCCAGAGCAACAUUCCACGAGCAUCGGGGGCAGGCGACCACCUUUUGCUACUUUUCUACCUGGUCGCGUAGCUUUUUUGACCCUGUCGCGUAGCGGCAACUUUUGAAAGACCCGUUUCUUCCGAAACCUGUCUCGUGUUAUUUGUUUGCGAUGGGGUAAGGGGGAAGUGUAAGUUGGGGCAAGUUUUUAUCGCAUAAUUUCAGGCUGCUAGAGCAUUUUGAGCACUGGUAAGUAGAGGGUGACCCACUUCCAAAGGAAAGCAUAACCAUUGGGAGACGAGACAUUCAGAGACCGAUAUCGAAUGGCAAUUCUGUCCACAAUGGAAAGAGCAGAAAGGCUAAGAAGCCAUGCGGAAAGUACAGAGUUUCCAGUCUCCCAAGCCUUACGGUUUUUCAAUGCUUGUUUGUGUGCUCUUCGUGUUGCUCUCACUUUUUGCUUGUUUUAGUCUCGUUUUCAGACUUGUUCAAUUGACACUGGAUUGUUUUUAUUUUAUUUUUUUCUGUAUGACUUGUUUUUCAUUGGUUGUACUCACUGUUAUUAGUGCAUGCAAAAAGAAAUUGUUGCCAAAUUCUGGAAUUUUCGAGAGCACUUUGAAGGGUGUUUAGACCACGAGGCUCGAGACGUACAUUGCUUAGAAUUGUUCAUAAAUGAAGCUCAGUCUGACUACGGUAUUUAAAGCGGUACUUUUCCCCUUGAAUCCUGUUGGGUUUUUCCUGAUAAGAUUUAAUGAAGCUGUGACGACGCUUUGCCGUUGCAGCAUCUUCUGCGAAUAAGUGACACCUUGCGUUUUCAUUCUGUAAAUUCUGCACUGUCUCAAUACCAGCUGUAAAUACAUGUCACAGAUUUGCUCUCUCGCUGCAGAAGGGUGUAUGUGAUCAUGGAAAGGUGACACCCUUUAUAGGAUCUGGUGUCAUUUUCCAUCAAUUACGUAUGUGCGGGGUUAUUGGAGUUUUUUUUAGAGAAACAUAAUAUAUACAUUGAAUUUAGAGUGUCUUGUCUUGGGCAGCACACGUCUCUUUUUUUAUCAGCUACAAGGAGACGUUUGUGAGGCUGUUUGAAAGCCCAUGGCAGUUCCACAAAAGGCCUUCAGGCAUACAUAGCCUAGGUCUUCCCUGUGCUCUGCAGCUCCCUUCUUUACCAGCUUUGCUAGCACUGGUGAGCUGCUCAUGUCACCUUUCAUCAUCCUUCUUGCAGACUUUUCUACUCUUGUCUGCAAGGAGCUGUAUUGCACGUGCCGACCAUGACCAGCUUGAAAGUCUCGGUCAGGCAGCUGUGAUUUCUUGCCGACAGAGAGAAACUUGUCUUUAGAACUGGAUUCUGGCUUUUUGUUUGCCAACACAUUCCACUGCACCGUGCACACAUGACACAGUUUUUAGACAUCUUGGUUGGGAAACCCUUGCAAAUUUUUAGGCAUUAGGUUUUGCUGAUUGCAGGAAGGGGAGACUUUAGAAAAACCAAGUUAGCUUUAAUGACAAAGCUUGUCAAUCCAUUCUUAAGCUUUAUUUGCAACAGUUCGAACCCGUACUGCUUACAAAUUGCACCUGGCGCACAUUGGCAGUUUUUAAUGUUUUUUAGGCGGCACCAUCACUCGCAAUUCCGAAAAAACCACAAAGCAGUUUUGGUCGGCUUUGUGGAACUUUAAGACAGGUAGUCUGGGUGUCUCCGUUUUCCUAGUGGCCUCCUCGUACGAUCCAAUUGGUUCUCCGAUACUGUCGACUGUGCACCUCCGAGUUUUUCCCGAGGAAAAAUUCCCCCGUGACAAGAUGGAAAGCUUCCAGACCAGUGCUGUCUAUUGACCCUGGCACGUAACGACAGACGCAGCUAGACAAAUGAUGACGUGGCUCGGGUUGUGGGGCCUAGUGCUCGACACCGGAGGGUUUUGAUUAUACACGGUGGAUUCUUCCUUCUCACAUUGAUCUCUGUGCCGAGAUUUCCAGCAUUCCUUUCGGAGUGUAAUUUUUUCACCCCCAUUUCCAGGAUUGAGACCAGUUUUCAUGUCGCUGCUACUCGAUACGCUUGCUCAGGGAGACUGCGGUCAAUGUCUCCGGCAGGAAUCGAGAUGCAGCUCCUUUUUUGCAGCUGGAGGCCAAGCCUAUGAGCUGUCUGCACUAAAUCCGUGCCUUUAAUGCCUGGUUUAAUGCCUGCCACACAAUGAGCUAUACUCGGCAUCAAAAUUGUUUUGAGCUACGCUGUCGAGGCUCUCACAGUUUCCGCAGCCCCACACUGCUGCGAGAGCAUGUCACUUCACCUUGCGUCUCGUUCACUUGUGCAAAGGGGACGCUAAACGAAGCUACGUGCUCGCACAAGGAGCUUUGACAGCUUCACCGAAAAAACUAUGCUAGCCUCGACGGCGCAAGCUUGCAGCGAGCGUAGAGACACGGGUCUGGGGAGUGUCACAGGACGCACGACAUUGGUGCAGUCUGUUCAUUCUUUGGCUGUAGUGAAGGCCAGAGGGACCUUUGACUCGGACAUCCAUUGCCACUUUACCCUCCGGAGUUCUUCCAGCGCUCUGGGUACUUUUGAUAUUGAAGGAAGCGAAAUGUGCGGUGCCGACUGAUGAUUUCCCUUCUGGCAGGACAGUGGGUCUUCUGGAAGCAUCACAUAUCAUUGAAUGAAAGGCACCUUGCCUUCUUCGUAGGUAGUCUGCUGCAGACUGAGGUCACCCUUUUUUGGCUGCACCGUGUGCAUGCAGUUGCCAGACACUUCCUGCGCUGAAUCUCACAUCGGUUAGCCAGCUCACUGGGACUGACACGCAACUGACCUUCGUACCACCGCUACUGCAACAACCCCUGUUGUGUCUGUCGUACUUUCUGUACUCUGCGGACAAGCUGUGACCAACUGAUCUUUUGUGCACAUCAAUCGGUACUUUGGCCAUGUACCUGUUGUAACGGCGUCGCUCCUGUGGUACUUGCACAUUCUGUGUGUGUGUGCAUGAGAUGUUGUGAAAACGAGCCUGUCUAGUCACACGAGUGUUAUGUUUGCGGACGGCAACUGCGGCUCGGCCGAAACUGUAACAUAUCAUUGUCGUGCGACCUGCCGUAUGGUCGAACACGACGUGCGAGACGAGAGGGUGAACAAAAUCUUUAUAGCAUACCCGAUUCGAAUGUUACCUCUACAGGAACACUUUCUGAUAUAAGUGGGGUUGACGUGUUGAGUGCCGACAAACAAUUAUUUUCAUACUGCAGCCUCGCACGAGGAGAAAAAAAUGUUUUGUACGGGAUGUGAUGCUGUGUACUAUUUAUUGUCGUAAAUCUACAAUAAAACUCGUUUUGUGAUGCAC
Ixodes scapularis (black-legged tick) is the source of this 8876-nucleotide messenger RNA. RefSeq names its product dedicator of cytokinesis protein 3 (gene spg). The record is from RefSeq and is a predicted model, not a curated record. Gene Ontology annotation, biological process: small GTPase-mediated signal transduction. The transcript is spliced from 47 exons. NCBI's taxonomy places the organism in Eukaryota, Metazoa, Arthropoda, Arachnida, Ixodida, Ixodidae. Gene Ontology annotation, molecular function: guanyl-nucleotide exchange factor activity; small GTPase binding. Gene Ontology annotation, cellular component: plasma membrane; cytoplasm. The coding region runs from base 77 to 5596 and encodes 1839 amino acids.